Molecule: messenger RNA, 1902 nt
Organism: Stegastes partitus (bicolor damselfish)
Lineage: Eukaryota; Metazoa; Chordata; Actinopteri; Pomacentridae
Gene: poglut3
Product: protein O-glucosyltransferase 3
Exons: 6
Coding region: 55-1620 (521 amino acids)
Cellular component (GO): endomembrane system
Molecular function (GO): glucosyltransferase activity; protein binding
Source: RefSeq, a predicted model, not a curated record
UUGCUGCAAACAUUCACCGAGUUCACGCGUUCAAACGGCCGCAGCCGCUUUAAAAUGGCGUGCAAACGGAGCGCGGAGCCGGCGGGGCCUUUUCACGCCACUUUGAUUCAUAAUUUCGCGGUUUUAGUCGCGUUCAUCGCCGCUAACUUCCCGACUUGUGGCUGCGAGGGAGUGAGUCCGGAGCGGAGCCUGGUGUGGGGUCCGGGGCUGAGCGCCGACACCGGCCUCCCGGUCCUCCCGGUCCGCUACUUCUACAUCCAGGCGGUGGACUCGAACGGACAGAACCUGACUCUGUCUCCAGGUAAAGACACGUUCAAAGUGAAGAUCCGUCCAGCGGAUCAGAGCGAACACGUCCGUAUCCACGUUCCUCCGCCUCUGGACCGAGAAGACGGCUCCUUCCUGAUGAGGUACCGGCUCUACGGGUCGGCGCUGAACGGCCUGAAGGUGGAAAUCCUCCACGGAGACGCCGCCGUGGCCAAAUCGCCGUACAUCAUCCCAGGUCCGGUUCAUCACGAGUACUGCGACUGCCCGGAGCCCGACGCCGCCGUCUGGCAGAGCGUCAUGCGGUGUCCCGACGUCGAGCCUCAGAUCCUGGAGGACUUCAAGUCGUUCCCCUCCAUCGACCUGCAGCACCUGCGGCAGGAGGUUCCGCUCAGGUUCUCCAACAGGGGAGGCCUGGUCCACUACGUGGUCAUCGACAACCAGCUGCACCGCCGCACGCUGGGGAAGUACACCGACUUCAAGAUGUUCUCCGACGAGAUGCUGCUGUCGCUGAGCAGGAAGGUGAAGCUGCCCGACGUGGAGUUUUUCGUCAACGUGGGCGACUGGCCGCUGGAGACGAGGAGGACGGACCCGGUGCCGGUUCUGUCCUGGUGCGGCUCCAGCGACACCAGAGACGUGGUCCUGCCCACCUACGAGGUGACCCACUCCACGCUGGAGACCCUGAGAGGCGUCACCAACGACCUGCUGUCCGUCCAGGGCCACACAGGACCUCCGUGGGUUAACAAAACGGACCGGGCGUUUUUUCGAGGCCGGGACAGUCGAGAGGAGCGUCUGCAGCUCGUCUCCUUGUCCAAGAAGAACCCCGACCUGCUGGACGCAGGAAUCACCGGCUGGUUCUUCUUCAGGGACCGAGAGAAGCACGUGGGCAAAGCGCCGCUGGUGGGAUUCUUCGACUUCUUCAAGUACAAGUACCAGGUGAACGUGGACGGGACGGUGGCGGCGUACCGGUUUCCCUACCUCAUGCUGGGGAACAGCCUGGUUCUGAAGCAGGACUCUCCGUACUACGAGCACUUCUACGCCCACCUGAAGGCAGGAACCCACUACGUCCCCGUGAAGAGGAACCUGUCGGACCUGCUGGACAAAAUCAAAUGGGCCCGAGAGAACGACGGCGAGGCCCGGGAGGUGGGCCGGGCGGGCCAGGCGGCGGCCCGGGAGCUGCUGCAGCCCAGCAGGUUGUACUGCUACUACUACAGAGUGCUGCACAUGUACGCGGAGCGGCAGGCGGGGCGGCCGACCCGACACCCGGACAUGGAGCCGGUUCCUCAGCCGGACGACCACACGGCCGCGUGCACGUGUGAACGGAAGAACCGGCAGGACGAGCUGAAGGACGAACUAUGAUGGACCCUCGGAUCUGAAAACAUUCCAGACUGACGGAGACGAACGAAUGUCACAGCAACAUGUUUACAGCCAAACAUUCCAGUCACACCCGGUGCUCUUAUUGUGGAGGGGACAGGAAGUCGUAGGACGGAUUGUCAAUAAGAAACUGUUACUGUCGGUCAUUUCAAGAUGGAACCUAAAGACGAAUUAUGUCAACAAACCUGGAAAAAGUUCCUCAGAACCAGCUGAUCUUUUGUCUGCAGAACCUUCAUCUACUGACCAGAGUUCUACCUUCAGACUGUG